UAGUCGUGCCCGCUGCGACUCGCCUCGCGCUGCUCCAGCCCUAAAGAUUAAAUCUUGUCGUAAAAGCGGGCUGUCGUGAUUUUGAAAAUGGGGAAGCUAGUCACUAUUUCGGUUGUAAUUGCAGCGGUAUCUGUGCUGCUCGGAGAGAGGCUUUUCAAUUUAAGCAAAAGGAGUCUCGCCUUUAGGGAGGUUGUUCAGAAUCACCUGCCUAACUGUGUUGCACUGAAAAAUCUAGAUUAUGGGUCGGAAGAUAUAACCAUCCUCGGAAAUGGACAUGCUUUAAUUAGUACUGGGCUCAAGUAUCCUGGGCUGCCAUCCUCAGAUUUGCCUGGGAAAAUCUUCUUUCUUGAUCUGCAAGAUCCUCGUCUGAAACCGGUGGAGCUGCGUAUGCCAUGGAACUUUGACCUGGAGUCAUUUAACCCUCAUGGCAUCAGUUUAUACACCGAUCCAACUGAUAACACGGUGUACCUGUUUGUUGUCAAUCAUCCUCAACACAAAAGCCAAGUUGAGCUGUUCAAAUAUGUAGAGGAUGGCCUUUCCCUUGAGCAUCUGAAAACCAUAAAACAUGAACUUCUCCACAGUGUAAAUGAUAUUGUUGCAGUAGGAGUGGAAAGCUUCUAUGCCACCAACGAUCACUAUUUCUCUCACGAAAUCCUUAAAACUUUGGAGUUGCUUCUACUUCAGCCUUGGACCAAUAUUGUGUACUACAGUCCUGAGAAGGUAAAAGUGGUCUCAGAGGGUUAUUACAGUGCAAAUGGAAUCAACAUUUCUCCAGACAAAAGGCAUGUUUAUGUGGUAGACUUAUUUGACCACCGUGUCCAUGUGUUGGAGCGGAAACACGACAACUCGCUGUCCUCUGCAAAGACUGUACCUGUGGGUUCACUCUGUGACAACGUAGAAGUUGAUCCUGAAACUGGUGACCUGUGGUUGGGCUGUCACCCUAAUGGAAGGAAAGUUUUCCUGUUCGAUCCUAAAGACCCACCUGGAUCAGAGGUCAUCCGCAUCCAGAAUGUUCUUUCUGAUCAGCCAGUGGUGACCCAGGUGUAUAUGGACGAUGGCCACGAGAUUAUGGGCUCUUCUGUGGCAACUACCUAUGGCGGGAAGUUGCUCAUUGGCAGUGUGUUCCACAAAGCUUUAUGCUGUGAUUUUAAGUAGGCAAUGCCUCUUUGGUGUCUAUAAUGCAGUUCAGUAGAAGAAAUAAAAAUAUAUGUUUACCUCUUUUCAGACAGGGUGCCUGUGAACGAUUGUAUGCAUAUGUACGGUUGGGCGGGUUUGUGAAAAGUGAAACUAUUGUAAUCAGGAUCGGAUAGCAGACCAGAGGAUGCCCCAGAAAAACCUGGAGGAAGGUAGUGUCUACUGGAACCAAGAAGGCAUCAAUGUGUUUGAGAGUUACACAGAAAUUUAACAAC
Melanotaenia boesemani (Boeseman's rainbowfish) is the source of this 1409-nucleotide messenger RNA. RefSeq names its product serum paraoxonase/arylesterase 2-like. The transcript is spliced from 9 exons. NCBI's taxonomy places the organism in Eukaryota, Metazoa, Chordata, Actinopteri, Atheriniformes, Melanotaeniidae. Gene Ontology annotation, molecular function: arylesterase activity. The record is from RefSeq and is a predicted model, not a curated record. The coding region runs from base 88 to 1155 and encodes 355 amino acids.